CAGUUGGGCACGCUAUAGUUCAAAUCAAGGGUAAAUAAGGACUUUAACAUGAAUCUAAAGACCAGGAUGCUGAGACCACCUCUCACGAUCAUGUUAGUUUCCAGUUUGCUUAGUGCUUCACUGUCUGAUUCUGUAAACAUAAGACUUGUCAAUGGCCGUGGCACCUGCUCUGGUAGAGUGGAGGUCAAUGUUACUGGCCAGUGGGGAUCAGUGUGUAAUGAUGGCUGGAACAUUACUAAUGCAGAGGUCGUGUGCAGAGAGCUGGGUUGUGGCAAACCGGUCGGCGCUAAUGGCAGUGCCAGCUUCGGUAAGGGAAGUGGGCCUAUAUAUCUGAUUAAUGUUCGUUGCUCUGGACCAGAGAACAUCAUCACAGAAUGCUCUCAUAAUAAAGUUCAAAAGCGCAACUGCAGUCAUGAUGAAGAUGCUGGUGUUACUUGCUCAGAAAGAAUGUUUUUAGCAUCACUGACUCCCUUCAUCAUUUCUGGAGUGGCAACAGGACUGUUACUCAUAUUAAUGCCAAUCAUCAUUUACUUCACAAACAAAUACAAUAGGGAAAAAACACAGAUCACAGAAGAUGCAAACAUGGAUAGUGAAGGUUUUGAAACCACUCACAGUAUUAUUGGAGUGAGAAAUGAGAUGGAUGAUGAUUAUGAAAAUGCAGAAGAUGUUUUUCUCCAGAGAGAAGAUUCACAUGUUUCUGAUGAGGACUAUGUUAAUGUAGAUAUGCACACAGAAAAAUUGGAACUGGGCAAUAAUAAUGAAGGUGCCAAAUACACCAACCCGAGAAUCUCUAUGAGGAAUGAGAUCGAUGAUGAAGAUGACUAUGAAAAACCACAGACAAUUAUUUCAGAGAAAGAAGAUUCAGAUGUCAAUGAUGACGACUACAUCAAUGUAGAUGCUGGUGUGGAGAAAAUGUCAGUGUGCAGUGACUGUCCUGAAAAAACACACAAGACUACCCACGUGGAGAUGGAGACAGACUCUGAAAAUGAUUAUGAAAAUGCAGAAGCCACUGUCCACCAGAGAGAGAAUUCGGAUGACUCGGAUGAGUCGGAUGAGGACUAUGUCAACGUAGAUCGUGGUGAUGGCUAGGGGAAAGUCGUCCCAUUAUGAUUUAGAAUGUAUUAUUUAAUGUUUUCAUCUUGAAGCACCUUAACAGUAAAAUGAUUUGAACACCAUUAAUCAGACUGGAGUACAUUUUUAUAGAUUUAAUCAAACAUUUUAAGCUAAUGAUAAAUGCAUUAGAAUAAAAAUAAACUAUAAUUUUACCAUUCAAAAUUAUUUAGGAUAAUGAAUAUGCACACCAUGUGCAAAUGUAAAAUUAAUACAAAAAAAACAGCAAUGUUCUUGUAAGAAAGAUUCUCCAGACUGAUUGGAAUCCAUGAUACCCGUUUACUCAAAUCACACAAAAACCGAAAUCCGAUCCAGAAACAGUCCAAAACCACUGGUGGUGACGGCGGGUAUUACAACUGACAAUUGUAAGUACAUAUUGUUUACUUUUUGCUCUGUGUUCCAGUUUUUACACUAUAGUUCACUAUUAUUUAUGUAUGCAAUGUUAGCUCAUGAAAUGCAUAUUUAACUUAUUCUCAGAUAUUUUCCUGAGACACUGUGACUUUAAUAGUGAAAAUGAACAAUCAGUAUCAACAAUCAUCUCAUCCAUAUACUACAUCAUACACUAUAUAGACAGAAGUAUUGGGACUCCGCUCAUAAUUAUUGAGUUUAGGUGUUUCAACCACACAAAUUGCUAGCAGGUGGUUAUAAUUAAGCAUUUAGCCUUGUAAUCCCAAUAGACAAACAGUGGCAGUAAGAUCGUACUGCCCUGCCCCAAGUCAGUUUGUGAAAUUUUUGUCCUGCUAGAUCUGCGCCUGUCAGCUGAAAGAGUUGGAAUCAACAUAAAUGAAAGAACUGCAUCUGGAGCUUAGCAGCAUGCUAGCUAGAAUAGCGAUAGGGUGGGCUAAGGGGCUUAAGAGUGUUUGUUGAUGUAUCUGUCUUUUGUUCUGUAUU
Molecule: messenger RNA, 2001 nt
Organism: Pygocentrus nattereri (red-bellied piranha)
Lineage: Eukaryota; Metazoa; Chordata; Actinopteri; Characiformes; Serrasalmidae
Product: scavenger receptor cysteine-rich type 1 protein M130
Exons: 7
Coding region: 49-1089 (346 amino acids)
Cellular component (GO): membrane
Source: RefSeq, a predicted model, not a curated record